AUGCACAUAAAGUGGAGUGAGAGAGAAAUGGAGGAAGAUAUUACUUUCCUGAAAUUGAUCGGCAGAGAUUAUAGAGAGAGGAUAGGAUUUGAACAAUCCAGAAAGAGAUAUCCCGAGUAUGGUAGCUUGGAUUUGAGGAGAGAAUGCAUAAAGGGUAAUGGUCGAUGUAAAAAUGAGUGUCAUGAAAAUGAAGUUAGGAUUGCUUACUGCAUAAGACCUGGAACUCACUGCUGCUUGCAGACAUAA
This is a messenger RNA of Propithecus coquereli (Coquerel's sifaka), 246 nucleotides long. Its product is annotated as beta-defensin 110-like. Lineage: Eukaryota; Metazoa; Chordata; Mammalia; Primates; Indriidae. The record is from RefSeq and is a predicted model, not a curated record. Gene Ontology annotation, cellular component: extracellular region. Gene Ontology annotation, biological process: innate immune response. Bases 1 to 246 code for a protein of 81 amino acids. The transcript has 2 exons.